AUGGACACUCCAGCUCGACCUGACGACACGGAUGGCGGAGCCUCGCCCGUUGCAGCCGAUGUAGUGCCGCAGGACAAGCCAGCUUCGGCAGAUGUCGAGCCGACGACGGCGGUUGACAAUCUCCGGCACGAACACGACCGUGACCACGACCACGACCACGACCACGACCACGACCACGACCACGACCACGACCACGACCCCUUUGUGGACCCGGAGCACGAGGACGCGUCGGUGCUCGACAACUGCUGGGGCGAUUCCUCCACGCCCCAGCCGACAUCGUCCUACAUUCCCGCGGGCUCGUUCGACGACGUCACACCGCCGGCACCGACCUUGGACGCGUCGACCUCGACCGCUCAGACGACAACGACCACGGACGAGCUCGACCCUCCGAGCUCCCACACGAGCCUGACCAACGGCGACGAUCCAGAUUCCUGCCCAGUCGAAAGCUCAGAUGUACCAGCAUCAGCAUCACCGGCCGCACCGGCUUCACUUACCCCGCUCGUUACCCCUGAAGAAGCUGCAGCUCAAGUCGUCGCGUCGCGCGAGCAGGAACAACUCGAGGCAGCACCCGUCGCAGAUCUCGAGGUGCAGACAAGGGGUGAUGGUGAUGACGACGACGAAAUUCAGAUCGAGGACAGCGCACCGUCUUCUCUCGUGUCCCACCCCUCCGUCACGACACCUCGACCGUCCCGAACGAUGGUCGCUCCCUUCGGCUUCGAGCUCGAGCUCCACCACGGCAAUGUCGGCAGUUCGCCCGACCCGCUCGGCAUGACCCCCGUCGCUUCGUCUGCGAUCGCUUCUCGGCAACCGAGUCGACCCAGGUCACAGUCAUACACUUCAAGGCUCGGUCGCGCUGACUCGGAACCUUUGGAUCGGGCGUCAGCCUCGGCCCUAGCCACUCCGACAGCGGAGCUGUCCCCGGCCACGACCUGGCCGCACAGUUUUACCCUCGAGGUCGAGAACCGAUCGAUGAAACGAUCGACACCGCCGUGCCAUCCAUCGACGAGCCAGGACGAAAGAUUCCGCAGAGGUAAUUCUAUUCUGGCCGAAGUGCCUCCCUCGUCCCACGGCGACGACUCCGAAUCCGACGAUGAGCUGGGCCUUGCCCCACCUCCGAGGCAGGCGAGCAGUCUAGCAAGUCGUAAGGGCAAGGGCGUAGCAAACCCGAAACCGAAACUCAGUGCGAAGGGCAAGGGGAAGGCUGUUGUCAAACCUAGAGCGGAUACCGCGUCGCAAUCAGCGCAAACAUCCGUACGCAGGAAAUCGUCAUUCAGCAUCGAGGUCCCAUUCCAUGCGAGCCCCUCUCUCGCGACCCCUCGAGCUCGAGACACACCCCAUGUCGAUACUUUAGUCACCGCCCCGUCAUCCACUCAGGGAACUGAGGUAUCGCUGGCAACAGAAGCUACCCCUCUUUCUUCAGCGCGUGCUUGCGCACUACCACCGGCAAACAUCCCGUUAGCGGACAUCGGCUCACCACCAGUCGCUCCGUCUUCUGAUUUGACCGUUUUGCCAAGCUCAAGGCUGGGCACUCCCGAACCACCAGUCUCGAGUGAGGUCGCGCCGAUGGAGGUGGACGAGGUUGAUCAGCCUCGAGCGCCUUCGCCACCCGCAAUGGAGUCCGAAGCUGCGUCACAGUCCCAGAACGAAGCGGCGGGCACGAUCGUCUCGCCGAGCUCAUCCAUGCCCGCGCCCGUCUCAGCCCAAGCCCCUACCGCUCCUAAAACCACCACACCGCCACCUUCACCGCCAAAGAAACGUGUCCCGCGCGCUUUGAUCGAGCGACAAGCCUCUAUGCAGAGCUUGGCAAGCGGCUCGACUUCGAAGAAGCGACUGGAGGAUAGUGACUCCUCGGACGAAGACAUGCGUCCGCCACCGACAAGCUCAACCACCUUCCCCAAGACGAAACGGGUUCCUCGCCCCAAGCUCUCCCAGUCGCAAACAGGAUCCGUGAAAGGGAGAGAGUCGCCAAGGGUGGACAUACCGGCCAAACGAAGAGCACCCCCCCUGGCCAAGAGGAAGCUCGUGCAGCGUGCGUCGAGCUCUGACGAUGACGAGGAAGGGAAAGAGAACGGUCAGCAUGACGAUGAGUCGAGCGAUCUCAGCGAUCUCAGCGAGUAUGCCGAAAGUCCUCGCAAGAAACCUGUGAACAAGAAGCGGCGGAGCGAUGCAAAACCGCCUGGAACAAGCACAAUAGCCGGGCAAAAAAAGGGUAGCAAUACAAGUGGCCGAGCAGGAACGCAGAGCAAGGUCGCUACCACGACGGGGACGCAGCAAAAGUCUAAGAAGGAACGUAGUGCCGAGGACGAGGACGAGUCGAUGAAAGGUGAGUCCAGCAGGUGCUCAGUUCCUCCUAUCGAAGUAUCCGGCUGAUCAUGAUACCCUGCUUCCCCACAGACGCCGAAUCCCCAGCGACCACUCAACCGCCGAUGCCAUCGCAGAGCCAGCCCGCCUCGACUAAUCCUCUUGGAUACGUGCUUGCUCAAAUCGCGCCGCGGGAGACCGAGGACCAGCGCCGAAGCAAUUGGAACGUGCUGCGGCUUGACAACCUUGUCUGGACCCUCGUCGAAGCCGACAAUGGUGCCAGAUUUUGGUGGCCUGCCGAUGUGAGCCACCCGUCAGGAGGGAGUUCCGUGGCCCCCAAGGCAGACUGACCGUCUAACAUGUUCUUAUACAGAUGACGAGCCCUUCGAAGAAACCUCCACUAUUGUUGGCGUUGUUGCAGGACGACGAGCAGACCAUUUUGCAGCUUAAACCAACCGGAGCGAUCACGAUCGACGAUCCGCAGCCUACGAACGUUCUGACUUGGCGCACGGAAGGCAAAAUUAGAUUCGACAAGACGUCUUUCUGCGAACCAUCGACAAUCGAGGAUGCCAAAACGCCGUCGGUGACCGCGUUCGAAUCGGUAUUGAUGAAAGCUUGGGAACUCGAACAGAGACGAGCCGAGGACGAAGCUGCCGACGAGGAUGAAGAUGAGUCGGGGGAAGCCACAGUAAAGGCGAAAUCUCCCACGGGCGCGAAAGCAAGCAAGAAAGGACGCCAGAGCGUAUCUUCGUCGCCGCGCAAGGGCACGCCGAAACGGAGGAAGAAUGGGAAGAAAGCAACCAGUAAGGACUUGGACGACGAGAACGGGAGCAGUGAUGACGAGUUAUUGCGAGCCGAGGACGAAUCCGUUGGGUGAGUGUGCUUGUUCCGGCACCUCGUGUCCGAAGGAUUGGCUGACUCAUUUGCCCUACUUCACCGAACAGAAUCGACUUUCCGGCCAUUGCGUUGGGUUUCGCUGACCGAGCGUGGUGGGGAUGUCAAGUACUGGACUACACUCCUGCGCCUUCGCAAGGCCGUCAAGGGCAUCGAGCGAAGGGCAAGUUUUCGGUCGAGUUCAUCGACGGCAAGCUCAAGAACUUGACGCGCAAGCAAAUCAUACUGCCGAUUCAGGAAGAGUUCCUGACGGUCAAGGUCAGUGCAUCGCUGACAUCUCACUCGACACCGCAGCGCUGAUCCUGAUCACUUGGUCCCGCAGCUCGGCCAAUCCGUGCUUAACGUGAGCAAAAACUAUGAGCAGGAGCUGCGGCAGAACGUCGAUGGGUUCAAGGACCAGAUGCAAGCCAUCAUUGACGAGGAAUUUCCUCAAGCUAAGCACUGGAAUGAGGAGUAUCAUGGUGAGUCUCUGACGCUUUCGUUUCGUCUCGGAUACGCCGCUGAUCCGCCGUAACCGGUCUUCAGCUGGCGGCAAUCGACGAGUCCGACUUGCAAAAGAUGCAUUGCUCGGCGAGCUCACACCCGAGUACAUUGAGGCGGUUGUCGACCAGAUCAAACGAUGGGCAGCUGGCGAGGUGAGACGACACACCAGUCGGAUCGCGCUCAAGUAGCUGAUGGCCCCGUUGGCUUAACGUUUCUCAGGAUAACGUCCGGCGCAAAGGCUCCGAUCGCUACGAGGCCCUCAAUGAAACAGAUCGAUCUCGGUACAACGCCGAUGUGCUCUUACCUCUCGUGGUCCAACUACUCACAAUCGAUGAGCUUGAUAGUCGGGACGAAGGGAAGAAGGUUUUGAUGGAAGAGGAUGGGAUCGCUGAGCCGACCGAGGCUCAAAUCGAAGACAAGGCUUUCCAGUUGGCUCGGAGUCAUUUGGAAAAAGGGUCCAUCAUGAAAACAAGUGAGUGGGGAUCGAGGCGGGUGUGGGGCGUGGCCUGUCGCGCAAUGAAUUAA
Microbotryum saponariae is the source of this 4203-nucleotide messenger RNA. Lineage: Eukaryota; Fungi; Basidiomycota; Microbotryomycetes; Microbotryales; Microbotryaceae. The record is from the annotation of a GenBank genome assembly.